UUCAAGAGUAAACAAAACUAGUCUACAAUGAUAGAAGACAGAAUUACCCUUGGGGCUACUGACUGGGGAGGAGUGGGGAAAUCUGGAAAUGUUCUGUGUGAUUUAGGUGGUGUUCCAUAGGUGCAUACAUGUGUAAAAGUUCAAGCUGUAAACAUAAGAUUUGUGCACUUCACAGCAUGUAUGUUAUUCCUGAAAAAAUUAACCCUCCCCCAAAAAGGUAAAGCAAGAGAAUUUCAUAUACAUAGAAAUGCUAAUAAAAGUAAUGGGAUGGGUAGGUGGGGGUGCUCACUGAUGACAUUUAAGACCUGUGUGUAUAUGGUACAGCCAUGUAAUGAGUUGAGGGACUGCUUUCUGGGAGAGGUGACAGCAAACGCAAAGGUCCUCCAGCAGGAAAAUGUUUGGUGUGUUGGAGAAAUCUAGUCAAAGCCAGUGGACUGCACCAUUAUGAGCAAGGUAGGGGAGGUGAGCAGGGCCAAGACAAGCCCUGAGGUUGGCUUUUUGAAGGGCCUUGGGACCCCACGAACAGUGUGAAGUGUGCAUUGGCAUUACUUUCUGAAAGUAGGUGUAGAGAGUAAGAGAAAGAGACCUUGGAAGACAUAACUGUGUGGCUGGGACAUCUGGACCAUGGGGGGCUGGAAUUCCAUUAACUGAGCAGGACUGGGGAGGCAGUGGAGUCAAGGUUUGUUUUGGACAUGUUGAAGAUGCUCCUCAGAUACCCAUGGCGAUGUAGGGGAGGCGUGGAUGGUGAAGCUGACGUUCUGGGCCAGACGGGCUGGAAACUUGUCAUGAGCACACAGGAACCUAGAUAACUAGAAGGUAGAUAACUAGAGAGCAAGAAGGGACGUGGCAUUUAAUGACAUGAGCUUUUCUGGAAAGACACUAGAGCUGCCAGUUGGUUUGCAUUGAAGCUACUUUAAAAGUGCUUCUUACAAGCUCUGCUGAGCGCCCACUGCCAGCCUGGCAUGUGGAGCCCCAAAGUGAGCACAGGUGGUGUGGUCACUGUCUAGGGCUAAGUCUCUGGAGCUUGGGCCAAGGGCACUAAAAUACAUUCCUGGGCCCAUUCACAACCCACUGAGACAGCACUGGGGCAUCUCCAGUUUUCAGGUUCCCUGGGUGAAUCUUCUGCACAUUUGGAGAAUCUCAAGCUUCCAGUGGCCCAGGAGUACGUGUGUGUGUUGGUGGGGUGGGAGGGGUGGGAAGCAGAGGAGGGAGGGAAAGGGAGCAAUUUCCUCUUUCUCUCUCCAAGGGUGGGGCUACUCUGGAGUGCAGGGAAGUUGUCUGUUCUGUGAGCUUGGCUCUGUGUGUGUGUGUGUGUGUGUGUAUAGGGGCGGGUACAGUGUCCCAGGAGGACAGAGUUUGCAUUGAUCAAAACCCUUCCCAGCCCUUUGAUACUUCUAUCCUGCUGCCCUGAAGUUAGCCAGCUCAGUCCUCGGUGCAUCCUGCUCGCCAGCUGCACUCGCUCACAGGCCAGGAUGGCACUUGGUCUGGCCCUGCACAUGGCGCUGCUGCUCCUCUCUGGGGUCCUGGCCCCUGCGGUGCUCACAGCCGAGGGCCCACAGGAGCCCGUGCCCACCCUGUGGAACGAGCCCGCUGAGCUGCCGUCCGGAGAAGGUCCCGCGGAGGACACCAGCCCCGGCAGGGAGCCCGCGGCCACCGGUCCCCCCGCCGCCACCAGCGCGCAGAGCCCCGAGGACAGCACCGCGCAGGAGCGUCUGGACCAGGGCGGCGGCUCGCUGGGGCCCGGGGCCAUCGCGGCCAUCGUCAUCGCCGCCCUGCUGGCCACCUGUGUGGUGCUGGCGCUCGUGGUCGUUGCGCUGAGGAAGUUUUCCGCCUCCUGAAGAGAAUAAAGGGGCCGCGCCCCCACCGCGGCGCGACCCGGCUGCACCCGCGGUGUGCGCCCCGUGUGUCCGCGCGUGAGUGUGUAGGGGCGCCGGGGCCGCCGCUCGGUGGGGGGCGGAAGACCGGGCCGGGCUGGACCUCAGAGCCGCGUCCCGGCCUCCGCCCCGCGGCCCUGGUCCCCGAACUGUCCGGGGCCCGUCCCCUUCCCACCCGUCCGCCCAGGCCAGAGGGCUACUAGCUGCCGACUAGCGGGGGCCGCAGGAGCAGGAGGGGCAGAUCGAGCCUGACCGGCCCGCCGCCCUACUUCUUGCUUCGCGACUGGGAGACGGCAGGGGCGGGGGUCGCAGGGAGGCGGCCGUCGGGCGUCCUACGAGGGACUGGGUUAUUGCUGGUGGCGAGUCUUCUCACUUGGGCAUCGGGGGCCCCACUUGUGGGAUCGGAACCCCAGGCCGCACCCCAGGGCCCCUGGGCCCCCUCUUCCCCAGGAAGCCACAGCAGCGGGCGGAGCCGAGGGGUGAAGCCUGGGUGCUGUUGGCCAUGCCCCCGCACCCCAAACCCGCACGCCCAGGUGGCCUGUUGAGCUGCAAGUAAUGCGUGCUUCGCGAGUCUCAGGAGGAGCCGGCAUUCCGGAGCAGGACAGUGUUGGUUCCGAGAAAGAAAACAGCCUUUUCAAGCUUUUCCACCCUGCAAGCGAGGGGGCCGAGUCAGGGGUGAGGGACCACCCAGCUCGCCCCCUCCUUGCCCUCGCUGGCCCAGGCACACCGUCAUUGGUCCUGCCUUAUGUCUUUCACAUUUCCCAGGAAAACUAGCUUUUAUAAUUCAGAGAUUUGAAACAGUGGCUUCUAACCUGAGCACAGCAGGUUAGAAGCCAGAACUGCAUCUGGCCCCACCCCCAAGGGCCCUCUGGAGGGGAGACCAGCGGCCCGGGGGAGGGGCUGUCUGCACACCUUGAGCCAAUGGGAGAGCCCUGAGUGGGUGCUAGCGAAAGGGGAGCCCUUCCCCCACCUUCCACUCUUUCCAGCAAGUGUCUGUGCUUCCUUGGUUUCCCUGGGCUGCUUACUAUUCUUAUUCCAGCUAAAACUUAAUCUUAUACUACACGGAUUUACCCUCCUGGAUACUGCAGAUGAGCACACGUGGUAUUCACACACCUUCCCCCCAACACAUGAAGGAUUUAGUUUCUGCUUAUAAAGGACUGUUAUGAAACUAACCAGUUUUCAUCAAAACGCUUACAUUAUUUCAUUUCACACAACCUCCCAUAACUAUAGCCCUGGUUAAAGCAGAUGGUCCCAGUCAGCAUGCUGCGCCCAGCUUCAAAAAGAAAAGCCAGACAAGGACCAGGGCCCAUGGCCACCCACCUACUUUGCCCCAGCAGCAUGGGGGCUCAGGAUUGGCCCCUCUCCCCCUUUCCGCAUCCCUGGGAGACUCAGGUGCAGCUACUCCCCUUGGGGUAGCAGAGGCCCCGAGAACCUCAGCUGCUCCCUGUUGCACCAGUGUUGCACAUAUAUGCAUCUUCCAGGGAUUCAUACAAUUCUCAAAGUGUCUGAGGUCUCAGGAAUGCUGAGCACCAUGCUUUGGUCCAUGGGAAGAUGCUGCAAAGUCCGAUGUGACUUAAAUCCUGGGCUUCUAAGGCCUGUUCUGGUAUGGAGGAAGGUGUGUCCUGGCGGGAAGGUGUGGUCCCAGGCCAGCAGGGCUGAGCAGGGUCAGAUUAAGGCCCCUUCACACUCCAGGACAGAACCAGGGUGCGAUGGGGUGAUUUCUGGGGCUAGUUGGGCUGAGGAGC
Manis javanica (Malayan pangolin) is the source of this 3619-nucleotide messenger RNA. RefSeq names its product secondary ossification center associated regulator of chondrocyte maturation (gene SNORC). Gene Ontology annotation, cellular component: cell periphery. Gene Ontology annotation, biological process: cartilage development. Lineage: Eukaryota; Metazoa; Chordata; Mammalia; Pholidota; Manidae. The record is from RefSeq and is a predicted model, not a curated record.